This is a messenger RNA of Aspergillus sclerotioniger CBS 115572, 1677 nucleotides long. Its product is annotated as tannase and feruloyl esterase. The transcript has 2 exons. The coding region runs from base 1 to 1677 and encodes 558 amino acids. The record is from RefSeq and is a predicted model, not a curated record. NCBI's taxonomy places the organism in Eukaryota, Fungi, Ascomycota, Eurotiomycetes, Eurotiales, Aspergillaceae.
AUGCAUCUGGUCCGAGUUCUGGCGACAGCAGCUGCCCUGGCUACAGCCUACGCCACAACACUGGAAGACGUGUGCACGGUUUCAUUUGCCCAACGUUCCUUACCGCCAGACAGCGUUUACCCUGGCAUCUCAAUUGACACGUCCUCGGUGACCGCUGUUGCUGCCUACAAUGUGUCCAGUACCAAUCAAGUCUACUUCCCAGACGCCACAUUCGACUACUGCAAUAUGCCCGCUCCGACUAAAUUCGCUAACCGCUAUCUGUCCACGGGUGGCAGCGGCUAUGACAUUACGGUUGGAAGCGCUUCUCUUCCUGGAGGAGUCAUGUACGGUGCGGUGGCGGGUACAACUGAUGGAGGAUUCGGCGGAUUUGAGAAUGGCUCUGAUGACGUUUGGCUCCUCGCCAAUGGGACGCUGAAUUACGACACUAUGUUCAUGUUCGGUUACCAGGCUAUCCAUGAGCUCACUGUCCUUGGAAAGGAGCUGACCAAGCGGUUCUACAACACCUCCUCCAUCUACUCUUACUACCAAGGUUGCUCCGAGGGCGGCCGGGACGGAUGGAGUCAGAUUCAGCGAUUCGCUGAGGACUUUGAUGGCGCAGUGACUGGCGCUCCGGGCUUCCGAUUCACCUUCCAACAAAUGCAGCACCUGCGGUCUCCCGUCGUUGAACAAACAUUGAACUACUACCCACCCCCAUGCGAGCUGGAGAAGAUCGUCAACGAGACAAUCAAAGCAUGUGACGCACUGGACGGCAAGCAGGAUGGGGUGGUCUCGCGAACGGAUCUUUGCAAGCUAUAUUUCGACGCCAACAGCACCAUCGGCCAACAUUAUAGCUGCGGGGCGUCUUCAUUGACAACCUAUAAGCGAUCCGAAACCUAUCAGCUCCCCGCCCAGAACGGCACCGUCUCCGCCAAGGGCGUGGCAGUCGCGAAGGAAAUCCUGCGGAGAAUGCACGAUCUGAGCGGCAACCAGGUAUACGUGCCCUAUCAGCCCAGUGCCGCGUUCUCCGAUGCAGAAACUCACUACGACUACGACACGGACUCCUGGACUCUCGAUAUCACCGAAUCCAAUAGCGAAUGGGUGGAAAAAUACAUCAACGAGCUCAACGGCACCGAAAUGCCGACUCUGCGCAAUGUCACAUAUGAUGACUUGAAAGAGUGGAUCCGUGUUGGCUGGCAAAAGUAUGGGGAUGUUCUUCAGUCCACGUACCCGGAUUUGACGCCCUUUCAUCAAGCCGGUGGUAAGGUGCUUCACUACCACGGAGAAUCUGAUUACACUGUUCCGACUGCAUCGUCCGUGCGUUAUUAUGAGUCGGUCCGUCGUACCAUGUACCCGGACAUGUCUUUGAAUUCGAGCUACGCUGCGCUGGGUGAUUGGUAUCGCUUGUUCCUGGUUCCCGGCGCGGCUCACUGUGGUCCGGAUGCUUCUCAGCCAAACGGACCGUGGCCGCAGAAUACGCUGGAAACGAUGAUUCAAUGGGUUGAAGAGGGCGUUUUUCCUGAGAUGCUGAAUGCAACUGUUCUCCAGGGGGUGCAUGAGGGUGAGGAACAGAAGAUUUGUGCUUGGCCACUUCGACCUCUGUGGACUAAUAAUGGGACUACGAUGGAGUGUGUGACUGACCCUGGGGAUAGGAAGACUUGGCUGUAUGAUUUGAAUGCAUUCAAGAUGCCAGUCUACUAG